AAACAAACAAAAAAUCGUAUAUGAAAAAAGUUUUUUUAAAAAGUAACUAUUUUGGUCUGUUUUGGGGUUUUGUUUCAUGUUCUGUUUUCAUGUCUUCUAUUUUGUAAUUUGUUUUUCAUGAUGUUAGCGUUAUGCUUCCCUUGCCCUCUUGUAUCUCUGCCUUGUGUAUGUGUCAUGCUCUGAUUGGUUGCUUUAGUCAUGUGUCUUGCCUCUCAUUGGUUGGUUCUUGUCAUGUGCAGUGUUGGGCACGUUUCUUUAAAAAAAGUAAUUAGUUAUAGUUACUAGUUACUUCUCACAAAUAGUAACCGAGUUAGUAACAGUUACAUCAUUAUAAAAGUAACUAAUUCAUAAUUCAUUAUUUACAUAAUAAAUAAGUAACUAUAUAUAUAUAUUAUGCUUUAAUUGAUGCACACACACACAUUAAGCUACUCGCACACAGAAUCUUGUCAACACUACCCCGCAGCUUUUAUUGUAAUAAAAUAGUUUCCAAUAAGCAGAAGUAAAUUCAGUUUCAUUGUUUGUAGGGACAGACAAACAGAUGCAGAUAAUUAACACACGCAUAUUUAAUCUCUCUCUCUCUCUCUCUCUCUCUGGGCAUAUUUGAGAAAAAAAGUUGAGUAGUUUGCUUCACCGAAUAUAACUGUCGGUCAUUUAAUAUUUCUAUUGUAAAACAGUUGACUAACAUUAAAUGAUUUGCAGGUUCAAUCUUACCACGCUCUCUUUCAAUGUUUUCAAUCUUCGCGGCACUCUCAGCGUUUGUGAAUGCUAAACCCCGCCUACUUUGAUUUGAUUGGCCAGUUCUGUUAGCCCGCUGAGGCAGAGCAGACUGAAAAUGUUACUUUUAAAGCUUUUUUUGUCAUCCUAACAAGAACGCUGCGUAAUGGAGGACAGCAGAUCAGUGCAAGAAUUUCAAAUAUUGGGCAGGACAUUUGGCAAUUUCUAAUUAUUGGGGGCGACUUGUCCCCCUCAACGUCUAUGGUGGUUACGGCCCUGGUUUACAUGUAGCGUGUCAAUUCCGCAUAUUAUGAAAGACUCUCUUGAUCUGUAUCUUUCUUUGCGUGCGUGUAUGUGAGAGAAAGCGACGGCGAGUCGUGCGCCUUCACACUAGAGUUUAUGACCAGAACAAAGACAUUCCAAACCAGAGAAAUUUCAUCAGACUAAGAUGUGUACAGACCUCCGAAGAUGCCUUCUUUCCAGUUUUUAAGUCUAUUUUGGGGCCAAUUGGCCAAAAGGAGUAUGGUGACUUCAGUUCCGUUGAGCCUUUUGUUAGUGGGUUUGCAAGCGAUGAUUGAUGUAAAAUUUUCAUGUCCGUGCAACGUUAAAUGGAAUAACCAUUUAAUAGCUCUCAUCUUCAUUGCUCCCAUUACCAUUGCUUUGGUUAUAAUGAUAUUAUUAUUAAGGCCUUUUCAUUAUGAAUGUAGUUGCAAUUGCAGUUGUAAAAAUCAAAACAACAGUGGAAGAACUCAAGGACAAGACGACAGAGGAACAACACAAGGAAAAGACGACAGAGGAUCAACACAAGGACAAGACGACAGAGGAACAUCUCAAGGACAAGACAACAGAGGAACAUCUCAAGGACAAGACAACAGAGGAACAACUCAAGGACAAGACAACAGAGGAACAACUCAAGGACAAGACAACAGAGGAACAUCUCAAGGACAAGACAAGAAAGAAACAUCUCAGUCUGAGAUAAAUGAGCUUGAGGCAAAUUUGAGUUGUGGAAAAGCUUCUUUAGUUUGUUUGAUUCCGAGUCUUGUGUGGUUAUGUUUAUGUUUAAUGGAUGGUGAUUAUAUCGCAUGUGGACAAACAUACUGGAAUGGACUUUAUACCUGUGAUAAAGAACUGCAUCCAUAUUGUUUGAAUUGGUGCAAACCCAACAAACUGAGCCAAGGAAAAAAUGAGACUGAAUAUUAUGAGGAAACGCAAACAUUCAUUGCUCGUUCAAAGCUUGCAGGUUAUUAUCUGGCUAUUAUCUUCUGCCUCAUAGCAAUUGUUAUUGUGGGUUUUGACUGGUGCAAAAGUGGAAAAUCAAAGUGCUGCAGAAAAACAGACCCAGAGAGCCAGAGUCACGGACGGCAAGAUCCAGAUACUGAUAAUCAGCAACGGAAUGACAAAUCUCAGACAAACAACACGGACAAUGCACCCGAGCAUGUCAGACUCUUAACGACACCUUUAUAACCCUGCUUUGUCAGUGACAGUAUCAGUGACAUAAAUGCCAUCAGCUUUUGCGUGUCUUACGCCCUUACAAUGUUUAGAUGUAUCUUUUUGAAUGAAGCAUGACCUGACUGAGGGAAUCAGCAGAAAGAUUUUCAGUGAAUAACAGACAAAAUUUCCCUCUCUUUCUUACACAUCUUGCAGCACAAGAGUCAGCAGUAUUUGUGUACUGUUUUUUAUUUUCUUUUUUCUUUUGCAUUUUUAUAAAUGACCCAUAAAAAUGAGAAAGAUGCUUUGCAAGCUGCAGAAAUAUAUUAAUAGUAGAGUUCAUAGAAUUUUGCAUGUUUCAUUUAUGUUAUCUUCUAAAGAUUAAUUUCCUGGUUGUGAUUUUUUUCCUAUUGUUUGUUGUUUAUAACUGUCCUUCAUGAGUAUAAAACAUAUCAGUGCUUAAACCUGGAUUUGAUGUUUCUAAAUUAAACAUGGCUAGAAGACAGCUGCAGUGCAACAGUCCUAAAUGAAACAGCCCCUCCUAACUUUAAUUUUAUAAGUGUCUGCAGGACUGUUAGGAGAGGUUGAGGUGUAGCUGCUCUAUUUAAAGAUGUUUAUCAAUGCAAGUGUAGCAGGGUUAGUGUUAUCUGUUUUUGGCCCGGUUUGGAUCUGAUUAGUGGACCAAUGAGAUGUAAGCAGCCCUAAGGACUCUUAUUUUGAGGGGUUUGUCUGGUUUUGUACAUCAAUAAGAAAUAGUACAUCAUCAACCUGCUAUCUUGACACACUUCCCACAUCUUUUUUCAAAAGUGUGCUUAACUGUUUAGAAGCAGAUCUCUUAGAAGUGGUGAAUGCCUCACUUCCUUUUUUGCCUCACUUCUGAGUUUACAUUUAUCAGACGCUUUUAUCCAAAGCGACUUACAUUGCAUUCAAGUUACAGUUUCUACAUUUUAUCAGCUCUUGCUUUCCCUGGGAAUCGAACCCAUGAUCUUGAUGUUGCUAGCGCCAUGCUCUACUAUUUGACCUACAGGAAAGCUGUUUAGCCUGUAUAUGCUCCCACUAAGUCAAAUAAUGAGAAAGAACCAAAUUGCCUAUCACAGCUAUGCUGAUGAUACGCAGAUUUACCUAGCCUUAUCUCCAAAUGACUACAGCCCCAUUGACUCCCUCUGCCAAUGCAUUGAUGAAAUAAACUGUUGGAUGUGCCAGAACUUUCUUCAGUUAAACAAGGAGAAAACUGAAGUCAUUGCAUUUGGAAACACAGAUGAAGUUCUCAAGGUGAAUGCAUAACUUGACUCUAGGGGUCAAUCAACUAAAAACCAAGUAAAAAAUAUUGGGGUGUUUCUGGAGACAGACCUUAGUUUUAGUAGUCAUGUCAAAGCAGUAACUAAAUCAGCAUAGUAUCAUCUCAAGAACAUUGCAAGAAUUAGAUGUUUUGUUUCCAGUCAAGACUUGGAGAAACUUGUUCAUGCCUUUAUCACCAGCAGGGUGGAUUAUUGUAAUGGUCUCCUCACCGGCCUUCCAAAGAAGACCAUUAGACAGCUGCAGCUCAUCCAAAACGCUGCUGCCAGGAUUCUGACUAGAACCAGAAAAUUUGAGCAUAUCACACCAGUCCUCAGGUCCUUACACUGGCUUCCAGUUACAUUUAGGAUUGAUUUUAAAGUACUUUUACUCUUUUAUAAAUCUCUCAAUGGCCUAGGACCUAAAUCCAUUGGAUAUAUGCUCACUGAAUAUAAACCUAACAGACCACUCAAAUCAUUAAGACCGAGUCAGUUAGAAAUACCAAGGGUUUACACAAAACAAGGGGAGUCCGCUUUUAGCUAUUAUGCUGCCCGCAGUUGGAACCAGCUUCCAGAAGAGAUCAGAUGUGCUAAAACAUUAGCCACAUUUAAAACCAGACUCAAAACUCAUCUGUUUAGCUGUGCAUUUGUUGAAUGAGCACUGUGCUACGUCCGAACUGAUUGCACUAUGUAUAAUCAUUUUCUAUUCUUAAAUGUUUUAAAUUCUUUUUAAAUCAAUUUUUAAAUCACAUUGUUUUUAUUGUUGUGAUUAUUAUUGUUAUUAAUUCCUUGUUGUUAUUAUUAUUUUUAAUGACUAUUUCACUUUAUUUUAUGUAAAGUACUUUGAAUUACUACUGUGUAUGAAAUGUGCUAUAUAAAUAAACUUGCCUUGCCUUG
Messenger RNA from Onychostoma macrolepis, 4313 nucleotides. RefSeq lists its product as uncharacterized. The transcript is spliced from 3 exons. Lineage: Eukaryota; Metazoa; Chordata; Actinopteri; Cypriniformes; Cyprinidae. The record is from RefSeq and is a predicted model, not a curated record. Gene Ontology annotation, molecular function: monoatomic cation channel activity. The coding region runs from base 1183 to 2178 and encodes 331 amino acids.